Molecule: messenger RNA, 1239 nt
Organism: Penicillium egyptiacum
Lineage: Eukaryota; Fungi; Ascomycota; Eurotiomycetes; Eurotiales; Aspergillaceae
Source: the annotation of a GenBank genome assembly
AUGUUGCCAUUAUCAGACACAUUUGAGACUAACACGCGGCAUAGAAACACAUCAAUCACAAUGAAGGGCACAUUGAUCCUCUCUGGCCUUCUGGCCACGACUGUAUCGGCUCACAUGCAGCUGAGCAAGCCAUACCCUAUCCGCAGUCCCCUCAACAAGGACGCCAAGGGCGAGAAGGAUUACUCUUACACUAAUCCUCUCUCCACCUCGGGCAGCGACUACCCAUGCAAAGGAUACGUCGAUGAUGACUUUGAGGCCGUGGCUACAUGGCAACCAGGCUCUUCCCAAGAGAUGCAGCUCGAAGGAAGUGCCGUCCAUGACGGCGGCUCAUGUCAGCUCGCCCUGACUUAUGACAAGGGUAAGACCUUCAAGGUCAUUGAGUCGAUUGAGGGUGACUGCCCUAUUGCUAAGAAGUACCAAUUCGAGGUCCCGUCGGACGCACCAAGUGGUGAUGCGCUCUUCGCUUGGACAUGGUUCAAUAAGGUCGGCAACCGUGAGAUGUACAUGAACUGUGCUAUGGUCAAAAUUGGUGGCUCCGGAAACCGUGAGGCCAAGGAGGCCCCCAAGCAGACCCUGGACGAGAAGAACACAGAAAAGGACCACAACAACAAGGCAAACGACCAGACUCCUAACAACAAGCCCAAUAGCCACACCACAAACGCCAAGAGCAGCUUCGAUAGCCUCCCUGAUCUCUUCGUUGCCAACGUCAACCAGGCUGGCAAGUGUGUGACCAUCGAGGGCGAGGCUGUUCACUUCCCCAAGCCCGGCCCCAACCUCAUCGGUAAGGCUGAUGGCCCUGGCUACAAGUGCUCCGACCAUGCUCCCUUCCUCGAUAGCGGCUCCAAGUCCGAGUCCACAAGCACAUCGUCCUCCAAGUCCGAGACCAAGUCCGAGACGAAGCCCACCACCACUAGCACCUCGUCUACCACCGAGUCUGAGAAAAAGUCCUCCGCCACCAGCACUUCCUCCUUCACUACUACUGCCAAGGAGGCGUCCAAAGUUGCCAAGGUCUUCGGCACUCCCUCCGCCGCCGCUGACUCCCGUGUGUUCUCCACCGAGGCCUCUACCAACAACCAGUUCGUCAAUUACGUUGGUCAAUGGUCCUGCCACUCUGGGGAUAUCAUCUGUUCACCUGAUGGGUUGAGCUUUGCCAUGUGCACUCACGGAAAACCCAUCUUCAUGGGCCCCGUCGCUGCAGGUACUAUUUGCCGCUGGGGGGCUAUCACUGCUCGCCAGUAA